AUGGGCGGCAGCCGAUUGCCGGGCAUUGGACAUCGACGACGAGGAGGAAGAAGCAUGAGGAUGAUCAGGCUUGCGGUGACUCUGACGCUGGUGGCGCUGGUGGGGAGCCUCUGCGCCACGGCCGAGGAAAUGACCAUGGUUUCCUGGGGCGGAGCGUACGGUCGCGCUACCGAGAAGGCGCUUCUGGAACCGUUCGGCGCCCAAACGGGUUACACGAUGAACGUGGAGGACUACAACGGCGGCCUCGCCGAGAUUCGCGCCCAGGUCGAGACGGGAAACGUGCACUGGGACGUCGUCGACCUGGAAGCGGCGGACGCCGUGCGCGGCUGCGACGAAGGCCUGUUGGAGGUCGUCGCGGCCCAGGAUGUCUUCCCCGGACAGGAUGCGAGGCGGCAGCGCAAGAUUAUCUGCCGGGGAUGCUGUCGGAAUGCGGCGUCGGGCUGA
Molecule: messenger RNA, 444 nt
Organism: Geodia barretti
Lineage: Eukaryota; Metazoa; Porifera; Demospongiae; Tetractinellida; Geodiidae
Source: the annotation of a GenBank genome assembly